Messenger RNA from Spodoptera exigua (beet armyworm), 835 nucleotides. The record is from the annotation of a GenBank genome assembly. NCBI's taxonomy places the organism in Eukaryota, Metazoa, Arthropoda, Insecta, Lepidoptera, Noctuidae.
AUCCUAUCAGAUCAUAGAAGUGGUUGAUAAUCUGAUCUAACUAAAUUUUCAAAUAAAUAUAAUUAAAAUGUUUAAGUCACAGUGUUUAUUGUUUUGUUUGUGCUAUGUCAUCAUCAGCGCUUAUGGUAACGCGGUGCCUUUCAUUGACAAGUGCGAAUGGAAAGACAAAACCUGCCUGAAGACAUCUGCGCAAAAAGCUGUUCCCUUCUUUGGAAAUGGCUUACCCGAGUACGGAGUUAAGCCUUUGGACCCCAUCCACAUUGACAAAGUCUCAUUAGACGAAAGUGGCUUGAACCUCAUUUUUGAAGACUUCAAAGUUAGCGGACCAAGCAAGUGCAAAAUAUUGAACAUGGAGCGUGACGAAGCACCUACUUAUUUGAAACUUGAAGUUGAAACUCCCAUCGAUGUCGUGGGUACUUAUACUGCUUCUGGACAACUGCUGUUUGUGCCCAUCGAAGGUCACGGUCCCUUCCGCGUGAAAUCUAACAACAUCUACAUCUCAGCUAAAGUAGCUGUAUCAACUGUUGACGGGUCUGAUGGAGAGAAACAUUGGAAGAUCGGCAAAUUCGAAUACACUUACGAAGCUAAAGAGAAGACUUUACUUGAAUUCAAAAAUCUCUUCAACGGAGACAAGACCAAAGCUGCACCCAUCGAGAAGAUUUUGGAUGAAAAUUGGUCGGAACUUAUGAAAUUGUUCGCCAAACCUAUCAUUUCCAAGAUUAUUCAUGAAAUUAAGGAUGACAUCCAAUCAUUCGUCAAGGCCGUACCUAUUAAGGAUUUAUCUCUUUAAUUGAUAUUAGUUUUGUAUUAUAAUCCAGUGUAAGAAUGAAGAACA